Molecule: messenger RNA, 969 nt
Organism: Fibroporia radiculosa
Lineage: Eukaryota; Fungi; Basidiomycota; Agaricomycetes; Polyporales; Fibroporiaceae
Exons: 10
Coding region: 1-969 (322 amino acids)
Cellular component (GO): cytoplasm
Source: RefSeq, a predicted model, not a curated record
AUGACGUGGAGAGAUCCCAAGUACCCUCUCCCCGAUGAGGACGCAUUCGAGGCCAUCAAAGCCGGCGUCGACGCCUUGCCCCCUGGCUCUAAAAUGCUCCUCAACAGCGGCGAGUUCUACUCCUGGGACUUCACCACCGCCAACUUGCAGCUCCUCGCCAGGUUCUUUGAUAAAUACCCGGACUACGCUGAAAGGACCUUCCUCUCCGUCAAGGGCGGUGCACCCGCAAACAGCCUCGGUCUUGAUUCAUCCCCGGAGAAUUUGAGACGCAGCGUCGACGCCAUCAAUGCCGCUCUACGCGGUACCAAGAAGCUCGACCUCUUUGAAUGUGCGCGCGUCGACCCCAAGUACCCCGUCGAAGAGGUCAUCAAGAUCCUCGUAGGUCUCAAGAACGAGGGCAAGUUCAGCCACAUCGGCAUGUCAGAAUGCGCAGCCGAGACCCUCAGGCGCGGGCAUGCGGUUCAUCCGAUCGCUAUUGUCGAGAUCGAAGUCAGUCUUUGGUCUUACGAGAGCGAGACCAAAAAGGUCAUCGCCACCGCUCAAGAGCUUGGUAUUGCCGUCGCGGCUUAUUCAGCAUCGACGAUAUCCCUGGCUAGUCGUCUCCCUCUCGCUGAUGGCUCUAUCCUCAUACGGAGCCCCACAGAGAACGACAUACGUCGCCACCUAACUCGUUUCAAGGAAGAUUACUUCAAGCAUAACAUGGCUAUUGUGGACGCCAUCAAAGUCCUUGCCGCCAAAAAAAACAUUAGCCCAGCCCAGCUCGCGAUUGCCUGGGUGGGCUCGCUCGGCGCCCACGUUAUCCCCCUCCCGGGUUCUUCGGUGAAGAAGCGGACGCUAGAGAAUUUGUCGGGAGGGGACGUUGAGCUGAGCGAGGCGGACAAGGCAGAGCUCGCCAAGAUCAUAGCCGAUCAUGAGAUCAAGGGCGAUCGUUACUUCGGGAACGAUGCUGCCGCCCACCUCUGGGGUUGA